This is a messenger RNA of Papilio polytes (common Mormon), 938 nucleotides long. RefSeq names its product cysteine and histidine-rich protein 1. Bases 120 to 560 code for a protein of 146 amino acids. The record is from RefSeq and is a predicted model, not a curated record. Gene Ontology annotation, cellular component: nucleus. NCBI's taxonomy places the organism in Eukaryota, Metazoa, Arthropoda, Insecta, Lepidoptera, Papilionidae. The transcript is spliced from 2 exons.
CCAAGUGUGAACCGGGCAUCAUGUUUACCUUUAUGUUGUGACUUUGACGUUUCUCGAUUUUAUUUUGAUUUCUUGAUUUGUGAAGUAUUUUGUAUUUAAAGCUUGUGUAAAUUACAGAAAUGACGGACAUUCCAGAAAGUGAUCCAAUGUCAUCAUCUAGUGAAAAUAAAGAUUCUGAAAUGAAAGACGACGCCCCUGUGGCAAAAAAACGUAAAUUAGUACCAGAGAAUGAGCAAUGUGAGAAACUGGAGCAAAGAUUGUGUGGUAUUUUAUGCUGCGCAGUUUGUCUGGAACUGCCUCCGGCCGCCGUGUAUCAGUGCACAAAUGGGCAUCUUAUGUGCGCGCCUUGUUUUACUCAUUUGCUGGCGGACGCGCGGCUGCGCGACGAGGCGGCCACCUGCCCUAACUGCCGCGUGGCUAUAUCGGCCAGCUCGGCCUCCCGCAACCUGGCCGUCGAGAAGACCGUCUCCGAGCUGCCCUCGGAGUGCCGCUUCUGUGCGCGCCUCUACCCGCGCCACGCCCUGCAACACCACGAGGAUAAUCUCUGUGACGAGAGGUGAUCGCAUAACACAAACGAACAUCUCUUGUACUAUUGUACUAUUUGUAAUUUAUUUAUGUGCAGAUGGUUUACAUCCUGGUAUUGUGGAUGUUAAAAAAGUUUCAAUGUUUCCCCAUCAUUUAGGACAAAUUUGAGAACAAGGGUAUUUCGCAUUCUGUGCUAGUCGCAGGCGUCCCGACCGAUACUUGGAGCACGGUCCACUCCAACCAUGUAUGGUAUAGUAAUAAACACGCCCAAAAGUUGCAACCUAGUCGUUGGACGUCCAGCACUGUUUUUGUCAUCCGCCAGCUCAUCAUUGGAUCCAAUGAAACAUUGUAUUUAGUAGUUGAUUAAGGCGGCGAGGUGGCACAUGAAGCGGUACGACAGAUGGGGCGUGUGC